Messenger RNA from Scleropages formosus (Asian bonytongue), 2160 nucleotides. RefSeq lists its product as uncharacterized. The transcript is spliced from 12 exons. Lineage: Eukaryota; Metazoa; Chordata; Actinopteri; Osteoglossiformes; Osteoglossidae. Gene Ontology annotation, cellular component: cytoplasm; lamellipodium. The coding region runs from base 341 to 1483 and encodes 380 amino acids. The record is from RefSeq and is a predicted model, not a curated record. Gene Ontology annotation, biological process: lamellipodium assembly. Gene Ontology annotation, molecular function: guanyl-nucleotide exchange factor activity.
GAAGCACGUCUCGACCAUGCGCCCAACCUCUGAGUAGGAGCACCACACACUGGCUCUGGAAAGCCCCUUACGUUCACAGGGGACACCAACCCUCUUCUCAAAGGCUUGAUAUUCGAAAUUGCUUGGAUCACAGCAGUAGCAGGGACCUGGAACUCUAAAUUGUGCCAUAUCCUUGAAGAUCUUCCCGUUUCAUCUGUUGGCCUCACCCUCUCUCCUCCCUCUUCCUACCUCUCCUGCUUGCUCUCUCACUUUACUCCCUCAGUCUUUAUUGGGUUCUGUGGAGAUAAGCAGCAGGGCAGAUGGUCAUCAGUCUACAGAGUGGACCCUGAGGGGACAGGCCAUGGGCUGCUGCAGCGUGACACAGCGGCAUGGCGGGACCGAUGAAGUGGGGCCGGAUGAGAUCGAGUUGCUCGAGAUUGAUGGCAUGGGAGUGUGGAGCCUGGGAGAGUCCAAGCUGCAAAUCAGUGUGAAGAAUGGAUCAGGAGAGAUGCCCCUUCGCUGCCCAUCCAUGCGGCAGCUCAAACAGGGGAGUGCAGAUCCUGUUUCCCCUUUGAAAUGCCCGGAAAGUCCUCAGUUACAGGCUAUUCUCUGGGGUAGGAGCAGGCAGGAACUCCAUCACUGGAUCUACUCCAGGUCCAUCAGGGCCUGGGAGGGACACCCAGCACCUUUUUAUGGAGAGAUUGUUUGGUCAUCCCUCGUCUUCCUCCACAAUCAGUACACCCAGGAAAGAAGUGAGCGAUACUUAGUCCUUUUUUCUUUCCACUUGCUAAUCUUGGCCUUAGACAAUACCAGACAGGAAUUCAUCUAUGAGGGCAUCCUCCCCCUCUCUGGAACAUCAGCACAAGCCCUCUCUCUAGAUGCUAUCACGGCCAAUGCAUUUGAGUUAAGUGGACCCAUGGUGGAAUCCAGGGUAUUUAUCUGCAGAAGCAGUACCGACAGGGUGACAUGGCUGGACAGCAUCGAGGAGAGGAGGGACCGGGCCCUGAGACUGCAGUUAAGCCCCUCCCAUAGUGCCCUGUCCUACCUGGUGCCAUGUGAUGAGAGCUGGAAGAAGGAGGAGCUGAGAAGGUAUCUGCUGCGUGCCCCUAUCUGGCAAUGGGAGGGCACACCCAUACAACACAUGGGCCCAAUAGUCUACCUAUCAGUGGCCCACAUCCUCAACACACAGAGACAGACCCCUCAGGAACGCUUGUUAGUGCUUUUCACUGAAGAUCUCCUCCUGCUGUCCAUUGACAGUCGUCGGGUCAGGAUGAAAUACGAGGGUAGACUACCACGCAACAGCAUCAAAGCUCUGGAGAGGUCCGCCUUAUCUGGGAGGCUGGAGUUUGAGCUCACAGGUGACCUCAUGGACCCUCUGUUAGUGUCUUGCACUUCUCCUGAAGACUACCAGAACUGGGUCUUCCAGCUGCAACAGCCUGAGCAGAAUGACAUGUCCAUCACAGAACAACCUCCACCACUAGCACCCAAGAAAUGCAGGAGCUGAGGAGGCACAGCCAGAGGGAAAGGCCCACCUACAUGUAGGUCAGGUUGGCAUGAACAUGGCUUGAGCCCAGAACAAGGGCAUGCCAAAGGAUGAAAGUAAUAUGUCAUUGCUGCUUUUCUGAAAACAAGUUGCUUUCCUUGAAAGUCUUGAAAGGCAGCAGGUGCCCGGUUAUAAGCAACUGUGUAGGAUUCUGUAUAGGCUAGAUGGAACUCCCAGAACACUUGAGAGCAAAGCACAGAGGAUGAUCCACUUGAAGUGAAUAAGAAACUUUAGUCCUGUGUUUCAACCAUAAGCAACUGGGGAUUUUCCAGAUAUUCAUUCUUACCAUUGCUUCAGAAGUUCAAAACAUGUGCUUUAACUUUACAAAACUUGCAGCAGGUUUUGAAUGUACACACCAUGUUACAAAAUGUGACUUUUUUGUUAGAAAGAUAAAACUUUUUUCCCUUAAAUGUAUCUGAUCCAUGCAAAAAAUAUGGUACCCCUGACAAAUGUAGAAAACAUAAUUCUGGCAGGUUUCACUUUGUUGCUAGAUAAAUUUAACUGCAGUUUGUACAUGACUUUGUAUUUAUUAUUGUAUAUAUUGCACAUUAAUUAACCAAAUAUGGCCUGCAGUUACAUUCUGAAUGCAUACACAUGCAAAGUUUUUAGGCAAAUGUAUGCCUCAAAUAAAAGUGUUG